Ceratina calcarata is the source of this 821-nucleotide messenger RNA. RefSeq lists its product as uncharacterized. Bases 93 to 554 code for a protein of 153 amino acids. The record is from RefSeq and is a predicted model, not a curated record. NCBI's taxonomy places the organism in Eukaryota, Metazoa, Arthropoda, Insecta, Hymenoptera, Apidae. The transcript is spliced from 2 exons.
CGUCGUCGUACGUACGUACGUACAAACUAUCCACUGCAUCCCGGUGCUGUUAUUUCAUGAGUUCAGGUCAAAGGGCGUUACAGUACUAAAAUAUGUCGGGUCCUGGAAAGAAAAUGUCGGUCUCUAAGAAUGUAGGCAACGAUGAAGAACGUUGUACUAAAUGUCAAGUAAUAAUGAUAUCACGUGCGCAUCACACGUGCGUUACGUGGAAUACCAAACGGUUAAAUCGAAAGAAAUUAUAUAAACACAGUGGUUCCUGUAAGGACUUUGAAUUGGUAUCACCAUCUGAACCAGAACCGAGAUCUAAAUCGAUGCAAACCUUGGAUAUAGGAAUAAGCUUUGGUAAAUCCGUCGGUACGCAGACGGAAGUGACUAUGCCGUCCACAUCUGAGAAAACCACGCAAACAGAAACGAGUUUUGAUCUAAAUGAGAGCAUGAGUUGCGAAGAACUAGUUCAAAUUUUAUUUGACAAGAUGGUACAACACCGAUUGUUGUUAACUAAAUUGAAUCAUGCUUGCAAUUAUUUCGCUAAACAAAACAAUCCUUUUUUGUAAAUUACGUAUAAUUUCAUCUUCCAUCAUGAUUACACUUUUAUUAUAAUAUACUAAAGAAUUAAAUAAUUGCUUUUAAGUUUUUGACUAAAUAGGUACCCGUUGAUACUGUCCCGUUCAAGUCCAAGCGCUUGAUUAAAAUUUUGUAAGCCUUUGAAAUUGAAUUUUUAGUUUGAUUGACAUUGUUAUACAUACAUAUAACAAAUCAAUUUUUGUGGAUCUUAGAAAGAUGUGCGAUUAACAAUUUAUGUUACUACAAAUACUAUUGAU